AUUAACCACGUGGGGCCGUGCCUUCGUGUAGCCGCCUUCUUUUUUUUUUUUCCCCUCCUGUGUUUCGUUACGUUCUUUGGAAGACUCGAGCAGAUCGAUAGCUUACUCAUCCAUCAAUGGCGAUAGCUAAAGCUGAUACCCCAAGCCUCGCUGAGUCGGAGACCAUUCAGCUGCAGACAGCACCAGGAGAUUUUCGUUUCCCAACUACUAAUCAAACGAGGCACUGCUUUACCCGAUAUAUUGAGUAUCACCGCUGCAUAGCUGCUAAGGAAGAAGGUGCUCCAGAGUGUCAGAAAUUUGCAAAAUAUUACCGAUCUCUGUGUCCUGAUGAGUGGGUCGAGCGAUGGGAUGAGCAGAGGGCAAAUGGCAUCUUUCCUGGUCCUCUGUAGACAGCAUCUGUCUUGGCAAAUGGUUUGGUUGCUGCUGUUAUUGCUCUGAAAUAAACAGAUGAAUUUCUUCAAUAUGAAGUGAUUUUUUUUUAAACAUUACAUAUGGAUGGGAAGUGUAUUCUUAAGGAUGUGGAAUAUUCAUUGGUGAUUUGGUAUAAAUAAAUGACUUUGGCUUGUGUUUUAGAA
Molecule: messenger RNA, 575 nt
Organism: Tripterygium wilfordii
Lineage: Eukaryota; Viridiplantae; Streptophyta; Magnoliopsida; Celastrales; Celastraceae
Product: cytochrome c oxidase subunit 6b-3-like
Exons: 4
Coding region: 117-389 (90 amino acids)
Cellular component (GO): respiratory chain complex IV; mitochondrion
Source: RefSeq, a predicted model, not a curated record